AUGAUUAGGAAAGUGAUAAAAGGAAGCGUGAUAACAGACCUCCUAGUAAAAAAUCCAAUUGAUGAUUAUGAGGUGCUAGAUUUUGAAUUCCUGGAUGAGCAUAUCAAUGUAAUAAGUGAGGAAACUGAGGGACAAAAUGAUGUAUGGAAGGUGCAUUUUGAUGGGGCAAUUAACCUCUCUGGUAAUGGGAUUGGGGCAGUACCGGUAUCCCCAGAUAGGAAAUAUUUCCCGGUGGCAGUCAAGCUAAGAUUCGAAUGCACCAAUAAUGUCAUAGAAUAUGAGCCCUGUAUGAGCAGUUUACAAGCUGCUAUUGAAAUGAAAGUAAAGAAAUUGGAAGUAUAUGGAGACUCAGCCCUGAUAAUCUACCAAGUAAAGGGAGAAUGGCAAACCAAAGACCCAAAACUAGUCCCUUAUCAGAAGUAUCUCCUAGAAUUGAUCAAGAAGUUCAAAGAAAUCUCCUUUACACAUUUGGGUCAUGAUAAGAAGUAUUUUGCUGAUGUUUUGGCUACGCUAGUAGUUAUGACUCAAAUGGAGGAGAGGCAAGAAGUGUAG
Hevea brasiliensis (rubber tree) is the source of this 552-nucleotide messenger RNA. RefSeq lists its product as uncharacterized. Gene Ontology annotation, molecular function: nucleic acid binding; RNA-DNA hybrid ribonuclease activity. Bases 1 to 552 code for a protein of 183 amino acids. The transcript has a single exon. The record is from RefSeq and is a predicted model, not a curated record. Lineage: Eukaryota; Viridiplantae; Streptophyta; Magnoliopsida; Malpighiales; Euphorbiaceae.